This is a messenger RNA of Pseudovirgaria hyperparasitica, 781 nucleotides long. RefSeq names its product signal recognition particle, SRP9/SRP14 subunit. Gene Ontology annotation, cellular component: signal recognition particle, endoplasmic reticulum targeting. Lineage: Eukaryota; Fungi; Ascomycota; Dothideomycetes; Acrospermales; Acrospermaceae. Gene Ontology annotation, molecular function: 7S RNA binding; endoplasmic reticulum signal sequence receptor activity. The record is from RefSeq and is a predicted model, not a curated record. The coding region runs from base 112 to 555 and encodes 147 amino acids. The transcript is spliced from 4 exons. Gene Ontology annotation, biological process: SRP-dependent cotranslational protein targeting to membrane.
UUAGGGCCGUCAAAUUGGCGUUGGCGCAUUGCGAUGUGAAGUGUCAAAAGCCAACGCGUACAGAUCUAGUGCAGCACUUUGACCUUGGUGUGAGCACGAUCAGUUGAGAGUAUGGCGAGCAUACAUAUGAGUAAUGAAGAGUUCUUCACGAGACUGGCAGAGCUCUUCGAUUCGAGACGUAAUAAAGGGCAUGGCACAGUCUUCCUGACACAAAAGCGCUUAACAUACGCUUUCGACGACGAAACAGACUUUCCCCCAUCAGCCGAAAAGGUCAGCGAUGACCCGCUAUGGGACUUGCAUCCGCCGCACCCUGUCCCGGUUCUCAUUAGAGCAACAGAUGGAGCAUCUAAGGAAAAGAGAAGAGAUCGAAAGAAAGAUGACAAGGUCAAAUUGUCAACGAUAGUGCAACCAGAUGCGCUGGACAGUUUCUAUGUGCGGUAUGCAGAGAUUUGCAAGACGGGAAUGUCUGCAUUGAAGAAGAGAGAUCGAAGCAAGAGAAAGAAGGUGGCGAAGAAGAAGAAGGCCGGAGGUGUGGAUGAUGGCAACAAGGCAUAAAACUCUGAGGCAUUCACAAACAUCGCCAAAGCAAAGCGAUGCAUAUCGUGCUAGCCUUGCUCGAAAUGCAAUACUGAAGUGCUUCGAGAUAGUGCAAACUAUUCACUUCGAGGAAAAUGGUCGGAGAUUAUACAUGGACGCCAAAAAGAUUCUAUGUAUGACUCGCCCUAGCAUAUUGCCUGAUAUAUAGGAGCUCUAAUACCCGUCGAAACUAGUAAGCGGAAAU